AUGCUAUGGAGGCGGUUGCAACCCCUUUCAUCCUACGCCAAACUGAGCAUAUCUAGACCCACUCGAUCUACGCCACAACUUGUGCCAUAUGCUCUCAGACGGUUCAAUGCUACUGACCCUCGAAACACUGGCCAGUAUACCCCUGAUCCCACUGAUCAAAAUGAUGGGGAAGAGGGACAGGAUAAGGGUUCCAAGAAGGAGUCUAACGACCCCAACUUCAAAUCUACCAUUCUAAAGAUGCUUGAGACUGCCGCCACAACGGCUGCUUCAAUUUUUAUUCUGGGAGCGGCGGGUUACUCAUACCAUCAGUAUUACAAGUACUUGAUUCUGGAUAAAAUGGACAAUGCCUUCAGUCCAGGUGAUCCGGCUCUGGAAGUCGCCGGUGUUCUGGCUGGAAAACACCAGUACAACCAUGAGGAGCAUUGGAUAGUUCGCGACGAGCAGCCUCGAAUCGAUGAUAUUGUGGCCGGGCGGACCACUGGUCACUACUAUUUAAUAGUCGGUGAAAAGGGCACUGGAAAAACUUCCAUGCUUCUCGAGUCAAUGCGGAAGAUCAAUGGCGACGGCUGCUCUAUGUUGGAAGCGCAUGGUGAUCUUGAAAUCUUCCGGAUUAGACUUGGCAAGGCUUUGGACUACGAAUUCCACGAGGAUUAUAUCGGCAGUCUAUUUAGCAUCCGGGGCCCACGAGAUACCACCGCACUUUUGGAUAUCGAACGAGCCUUCAACAAGCUAGAGAAGGUCGCUCUGUCAAGAAGACGCAAGCACUCACCGCCGCUAAUUCUUAUCAUCAACGGCACCCAUUUGGUUCGGGAUGAUCACGAUGGACAAGACUUGCUUGAACUAAUCCAGCAGCGUGCUGAACAGUGGGCUGCUAGUGGCCUGGUCACCACCAUUUUUAACAGUGAUGACUACUGGGUAUACGAGCGCCUGAAGCGUUAUGCAACCCGAAUGGAAGUCAUUGCCAUCACCGAUCUACCCAAACACAAGGCGAUAUCUGCUUUAAAAAGAUAUCGCCAACGGUUCUGCCAUGAGGAGCUACCAUCCUCAGUUCUCGAGCAAGUCUACGAUAAAGUGGGAGGUCGUUUGUCCUUCCUCAAUCGAGUCGCCAAGUCCAGCAACGUCCUGAAGACCUGCGCGGAAAUUUGUGAGGCUGAGAAAACUUGGUUCCUCAACAAAUGCUGGAUCCUCGGAAUGGAGAUGGACGAUGAUGUGAUGGAUGAGCAGAAAUUCUCUUCCGCAGCUAUGGUCCUGGCCCAGGCCCUGGUGGAGCGCGAAAAGGAUAUGGAUCAGACCUACGACCCAGAAAGUGGCCAUAUCUUACCUGCCAUUCCGCUCCAUGAAGCACGCGAAAUCAUGACCCGCGCCGACUUUAUUCAAUCAUACGAUCACGAAAACAUCUUUACCAUCGAUUCGCGGGCUAUGGUUCGCGCCGACUCCGUCCCGAUGCAACAUGCGUUCCGACAGAUCUGUGCUGCCGAUGGAUUUGACAAGCAUCUCGAACUCACCUUGGAGCGCAUUGGCGAUAUUGAGAGUCUCGGACGUACGCGCGAGCUGACGAUCAAGGAUCUCUGGAACCAGGGCAAGUAUCGGGUCGUCGUGAAAGAUACCAAGGGAAGGGAGAGUGGGACGGUGGAAUUCUCUGUGGCAGAGCGUGAGGGUGACGAUGAGGAUAAUUAG
Messenger RNA from Penicillium taxi, 1677 nucleotides. RefSeq names its product ATP-binding protein. The record is from RefSeq and is a predicted model, not a curated record. Bases 1 to 1677 code for a protein of 558 amino acids. NCBI's taxonomy places the organism in Eukaryota, Fungi, Ascomycota, Eurotiomycetes, Eurotiales, Aspergillaceae. The transcript has 4 exons.